This is a messenger RNA of Dreissena polymorpha, 4343 nucleotides long. Its product is annotated as NAD-dependent protein deacetylase sirtuin-3-like. NCBI's taxonomy places the organism in Eukaryota, Metazoa, Mollusca, Bivalvia, Myida, Dreissenidae. The record is from RefSeq and is a predicted model, not a curated record. Gene Ontology annotation, molecular function: NAD+ binding. Bases 197 to 3163 code for a protein of 988 amino acids. The transcript has 11 exons.
AAAAGAAAACUCGCGUUUAAUGCUGACCUGGUUGCGGUGGAUUGUAACCACAUUUCACAGUAGGGUGUAAUAUUCUCAGUUUCUAUGAUCAACAUGGCGUCGAAGGUUUUGGCAACUAAAAAACUCCACUUUAUUUAUUUGUAGUGUUUCCUGUCUUUUAUAAACGUACCCCAAAUGGAGGGUAUGUUUACUUAAAAUGCGAUUACAAAUCCUCAUGGCGACUGUAAGAAAAGGAGCAGUUGGGGUAGGGGAAAGGGUACCUUCAGCAGGGUCAAGACAGAAACCCCUUGGUAACCCUGUGCGGGCCAUUCACCCCAACAGCAGUCCUGUGUACAAAACACAGUCAGACACUGCCCUGGCGGCAGGCUUGCAGAGACUGUCCUUGAAAGACGGGAAAACCAGUGGAACACCAAGGAGGCUGUUAUCCAGUCGAGCUGGCACCAAUGCUGCAGUGAAGAGUGUGUCUGAUGCAGCAAGGUUACUGGCAACAGAGGGGGUGAAGAACGUUGUGGUGGUGGCAGGCGCUGGCAUCAGUACACCCAGCGGCAUCCCAGACUUUAGAUCUCCUGGUACUGGAUUGUAUGACAACUUACAACAAUACAAAAUCCCCUACCCAGAGGCCAUCUUUGACAUUGAUUAUUUCCACGUAAACCCACGUCCCUUCUUCACAUUGGCAAAAGAACUUUACCCAUCAGGAAAGUACCGACCAAACUACAUUCACUACUUUGUGAGGCUGCUGCAUGACAAGGGUCUACUACUACGCAUGUACACACAGAAUAUUGAUGGAAUGGAAAGAUUGGCGGGAUUGCCAGAGGACAAAGUGGUGGAGGCUCAUGGCACGUUUGCCACGGCAACAUGUACAAACUGCAGACAGACUGUGCAGGGCUCGGAAAUCAAGGAAAAGAUAUUUACCGACAAACUGCCAAGAUGCUCUACAAGAGGAUGUGUGGGUAUUAUGAAGCCAGACAUAGUGUUUUUUGGCGAGGAUCUACCCCGUAAGUUCUACAGCUAUAUGAAGGACAUGCUGCAGUCAGAUAUGGUGAUAGUCAUGGGCACUUCACUUGAGGUUCAACCGUUUGCUGGCAUUAUAGACACUGUUCGUCAGAGUGUUCCGAGAAUUCUCUUCAAUCGUGAGGCAGUUGGACCUUUCCGGUAUAAUGGUAGACCACAGGAUGUUGUUGCUGCAGGUGACCUAAUAGAGGAGAUGGUGAAGUUUGCAGGCCAGGUGGGAUGGACCCAGGAUAUGGUGGAGCUCAUAACUAGACAGGAAGGCACCUUUACCAUUGCCAAACGCUUGCCUGAUAAAGGCAAGCCAAUUAAACCCGCUGGAAACCAGCUGAACAAGAAGCCCCCACCAGCCCCACCCUCAAGCCAAACAAGAAACUAUAGCACUCAGGCCAAUAGAAAUAGACAGACCUUCACCUUGUAUACUGAGGACUCUUCUUCUGAGGAGAGCACUGAAAGUGAGAGUGAUGUCACUUCCUCUGAAUCUUCAGAAGAAGAUAAUGAAAGAAUAUUCAGGGGGAAUAAUCACAGAAAAAAGUAUGUGUCAAACAAUAAAAAUGCGUUAUUACAAAGUAGUUCAAGUGCUAAGUCAAAUGAUGGAAACAAAAGAAAUGUGCAUUCAUUGAGUACACAACGAAUUGCAAAACCAAAUUCAGUGACACUUGCAGGUAAUAUGUCAGGUAGAAGCAUAAAAUCUGAGUCUGUAAUAAGUGAUAAAAUAAAAUCCAAUAUGAAGAAACCUCCUCUUCCAAAAGAAACAAGAACUGUUAUGACUGAAGUUAAAGCAGCUUUCCAUGAAAUCAAUAAUGAAAAGUCAGAUCAAUUGAAGACUGAAAAACAAUCAGAUUUGAAUACACAUAAAACAAACAUAAAUGAUAAAAGUGAAGAAAGGUUUGCAACAAGUAAAGUUCUGCGAUUGAAACAAGCAAAUUAUAUUAGUGAAAGUGAAAUAAAAGCAGAACAAGUUCAAAACAAUGAUAUGCUUGAAAAAACAGAAGACAAAAGAACUAAGAAAACUAAAGGUAAACAUUCUGUUACACUAUUAAAUAAGGAUAAUUUAUUCCAAAAAACAAAUGAUGUUUAUGAACAAAGUCAGUCUGAAAAUGAGAUAAAUAAACCCAGUACCCAUCAUUUGAAUGAAGUAACAGCAUUAGAGCAAGGAACUUGUAAAACAGAACAGGAAUCAAAUGAAAAUACAGGCAAAGUUGUGGAAGAGUUUGAGAAUAACAAUUUUUUUAAUGGGAAAGGAAAAUUAAAUGAAAAGAUUCAACAUGAAGGGAAAAUAGGUUUAAUGUCAGAAAGAACUGCCAUUUUGAUGAAAUAUGGCCUAAACCCUAUACCGCUGACCAAGAAAGAAAACAGUUUUAGUAAUAAUAGGUCUAUGAAAAGUAAAUCUGUUAUUUUACAAGAGGAAAUAAAGAAAGUGAGAAGUGACAGUGCGAUUUCUAGCGGAUAUUAUGUGGAAGAUGUUCCACAAUCAGAAUCAUCUAAUGGUCCAGAUAUUCCUGCUGUAGCCAGAAUUAUACGGGAAAAACCAAUACCGGUUGUUGAGCCAUUUGUUCGACAUAACAAAUCCAGCGACAAUUUAAGCUCAGCACAAAAAACAUGGCAAGAAAAUGUGGUUUUCACUGAUGAUAUGUUUCCAAUUGUAAAUGACAUCACGCAGUUAAAGUCAAGGUCAUAUGCACAGUCCAUACCUGGCUCAGUUGGAAGCUCAAAUAGCAAUGAUAAGGGAUCCAAGGUCUUAUCAGAAAGAACUGCACGCUCUUUUGAAAAGUAUGCAAAUCUUGCAUCUCAUAAAAAAAAGAAAAGACGUGGAAAGAAGCACGGUAAAAGUAGAAUAACAUUGAAAGAUCGCCCUUCACCAGGUGCCAUGGACAAACAAAAGAAACCUGAUUUAAACUCUGUCAACGCAGUCCCGUAUGGCUACUCGAGAAGGCAGAGUAACAAAGUGAAAGGAAUUGGCCCAUUCCAUCGUACUAAUGUGCGAACGCUUAGCAGUUCUAUUGACUACAAGGCUCAUGACGUGUUUAGGUCAGGCUCAGCUGACAUUCCAAAGAUCAGCUACAGGCAUAAAAUUGACAAGACUCCAUCAUCUCCAUCAUGCAAUUAUCUUGUACCUGAGAGUGGAUCUGGUCUCUCAACACCCACAGACUAAACUUUGCAAGGCUGCAGAUAACUGCAUUAACAAUUAGAAGCAUUAUAAUGGCUAAGACACAGUUAUAUCUCAGUGAUUGGCAUUUAGAAUUGCGUUAGCAAUGCUGUAACAUUGUUUAGCUAUUUUUGUUUUAUAAAGACUUCAUUUAAAUAGCAAGGCUGAAUUGAAUGUCCUCUUCAUUAUAACUGUUGUUUCAUUUUCUGCAUAUCUUACACUUCAUCAUGCUCGAGUACACUGCAAUGUUCAUGUUCAGGAAGUUUUAGUAAAACUUGAACACAAAUAGAAUAUUCUCUGGUAAAGGUGUAGAAUAUAGCAGUCAUGAUUACAUGUAAAUGUCCUAGUUGUACAUGUAAGUUCAUAUUCUGACAUUUAAAGCCACACACCUUGAAAUGAAAUACACGUUAAUCAAUACAUAUGGAUGCUAUUUGAAAGUGUACAAAAUUGUCGUUAAAUCUAUAGCCUAGUUAGCAAGAAAUUUAUCAUUUUUCAAAUGGCUUUUAAAACCGAAAGUAGGAUUUUCAUACAUAUACAUGUGUGCGUCAAUUUCGAAAAACGUGAUUAUUUUUAAGUUUUAAAGCUAAAAAAAUACGGAUUUCUACCUUGUACCCACCAUAUAUAUUAUAAUUGGCUUAGAUACAAUUAAAUCUAUAGCCUAGUUAGCAAAUAAUUUAUUAUUUUUCAAAAGGUACCGCUUUUAAAACCGAAAGUAGGAUUUCUAGACGUAAACAUCCGUUUCGACAUACGCGAUUUUUUUUCAAGUUGUUAAUCGCAAAAAAGACGGAUUACUACCUUGUAACCACCAGAUAUAUUCUAAUUGGCAUAUAUAUAAAAUGUUUCUUAUUUAUUCUUAAAUUUUCUAAGCCAAAUAAGGUGUGUGGCUUUAAAUGGUAUGGUAAAUAUAGUAAUGUUAUAUCCAUGCAUAUUCACAAAGUUGUAAUAUACCCCAACAAUCAAAGUUUGAUGGGGUUCACUGGAGUCCCCAAGUUGGUUGGUCUAUUAGUUGGUUGAUUGAUCUGUAAGCAUUUCUUGUCCUAUCCAUUUUUAAGUGUUGGAUUUUGGUGGGCUGACCUGCAGAAGUUUAGUGAAAAAAAGUACUUGCUCAGAACAAAUAAAGGGCAUUUAUGAUAUCUGGGAUGGAUUCGAAAUUGAUUGUGUUUGUUCAAAAACAUGCCCUCUCCCC